This is a messenger RNA of Periconia digitata, 1685 nucleotides long. The record is from the annotation of a GenBank genome assembly. Lineage: Eukaryota; Fungi; Ascomycota; Dothideomycetes; Pleosporales; Periconiaceae.
UCUGCGCCAAGUAAUUGGCAACAGCCCGCCGAGGCCACGGCUGGCGCGUUCAUUCGCAAGUCAUCAUUCUGAACUCGCGCAGGCUGCGAAUCACCAAACAAUGGUCCAGUCAGCCGCGCAGCUCGCCCAGGCUUUGCGCCCAGGUCUUGGGCACGUGACCAUGUCCGAGCCAUGCACAGGACCGGUGAAGACGCCAACCAUGGUGACUCUGCACGUCGGGAAACCCAUGGCACAUCUGCGACUGUCGCCUCGUCUCUGUUCCGACCUGUGCGUUGACGACGCCAUCAGCGCCCACCCGAGCCUUUCUCCACGACAACCUAGCAGACCCAGCAGAUUGACACCGGGAUGUCAUACUCUGCAUCUACAAGGCCUUGGAAGCUGUGCAUCAGGAUCCCACUAGAGUCGCCAAGCAUCUUGUCUUCUUAGCGCGUGAAAGACAUAAGUAAAACACGUCCGCCGACUGCCGUGGAGAGCAACAUUUGGCCCUCUGCUCUCUGUCCCACCCAUUGUUCCAAGGGAAACAUGUUUGUUGUGCGAUUCCACUUUGGUCUCGGUGCUGAGCGGUGAUUCCAUCGCCCAACAAUCCCCAUCCAGGAGCGAAAGGUACGACAUCCGCCAUCAUGAGCGUCAUCUUCGCAUUAUCAAAUCUGCAAUCGAGGUUGCCGAAAAGGGAAACGGGGCAUCAUAAUCAUGCUGAUAAACUCCUAUUGAACCCAUAUAUAUACGACCCUGCAGUCCCAGCAGCCAUCAUCGGUGCCAUUAUCAUGCUACUGCUUUCCCUAGGCCUCGUCUGGCAAUUUGUCCGCUAUAAAUCGUGGUUCUUCUGGACUGCUAUGAUCGGCGUAGUCAUGGAGACCAUUGGCUACACAUGCCGCCUCAUUUCCGCCAUUGACGAGCACGACGAUGUCCCUUUCCUUAUUGCGUUUCUCAUGAUUCUGCUCGCGCCCUCCUUCCUCGCAGCAGCAUGCUACACUGCUUUCAGCCGGGUGGUCUGGUUCUCCUGUCCCACCCACUCAUUGAAUUUCAAAACGCUAUGGUGUUUCCCAAGCUAUAUCACCCCAACAUUCGUGAUAUUCGAUCUAUUAUCCUUCGUCGUGCAACUCGCAGGCGCAAGCACGGUGUCAAGCAACUACAACAAAGACGACUCCCCCUCCCGCUCCAUUGAAUCCUCCGAACGACGCGUGACCGCCGGUCGCGUAAUUCUCGUCCUAGGCCUCAUCAUGCAAGUCCUAUGCUAUCUCUCCUUCGCCAUCAUCGCACUGCGCUACUUCAUCAUCUCGCUAUCGUUCCGCUGCGAAGACCUCGGCGACUGGAAAAUGUGGCGCCGCUUAUCCUACCUCAUCAAUUUCGCGGCCGGACUCAUCACCCUGCGCGCCAUCUACCGCACGUUAGAGAUCCCUCAUGAUAAAGGGACCGGGUUGUUGUAUCUCCAAAGACACGAGUGGUGUUUUUGGACGUUUGAUGCUUUUCCUAUGGCUGCUGUGCUGGCUGUCAUGGUCAUUUGGUUCCCGGCGAGGUACCUACCUAGAAAUUAUACGGGCUUGACGCUGGAUAAGCGGAUGGCGUUGAAGCAAAAAGAAGAUCUUGGCAGUGGUGGGAAGGGCGAGCAUGUUGACGCUGUCCCUGUUCAACUCAGAGAGUUUAGACCACAGGAUUUUGAUGGCGGGGUCGGCGUGCGUGUUUGA